AGAAGUAUGAUGCAGUCGACGACAGAUGAUUGCUUAAAUAUCGCCGAGUUGGCCAACCAGCUGACUCGAGAGAAGAUAUUUAUAAGUUCAGAAAGGCAGUUGCUGCAAAACCUUAACGAGGAAGUGGAGAAGAGUGCCUUAGAAUUGCUACAGGCUGCCUGGAUAUGCUCUCAACAACGACAGAAUCUCACGGACCUGAUAAACUCUCGGUGCGAGGCUGACUCGGUCGCGGCCUGCCAGAGAGUCAGCUCACUCGAAGGUACAACCUUCGUAGACAUAUACAAAGUACUAAAAUACAAGGAAGCCUUAGCCCUCGGCGAACUGCUAGGAUGGCUGCGCGACUCCCCCCACCUCGUCUCCCUCUGCCUUCUCCUGGGGGAAGAACACAUGCCCCCCACUCUACCGUGCGCGCUGGUGGCCGGGUUGUACGGCAGCUGCCGUCUUCCGGCCGACCGGACGCGGCUGCUGGCCGUGAUACGGUCGCUGCUGAAACACCAGCUGGCCACGUCUGGCGAUCCUCGGAAAUUGUUCCGCUCCGGCAAAUGCGCGCUGGCGUCGUUAUACGGCGUGUUCCGAGACGGGCACGCGCCGGCGCGGCAGUUCCUGGUGGCGGCGCUCAACGCGCCCGUCAUGGCGGCGCUGCACGAGGACGAGUUCUUUCUGGACAUCCACCCCGACCGCGCCAUGGAGCGAUUCUCACCCCAAGAUCGCGUAAAGAAAUUCGGCCAGUCCAACACAGCGGAAUACAACGCUAAAGUAGCGCGCUAUCGCAAAUGGAUCGUGCAGCGUCUGUUUCAACUUACCAACAAAUUCAUUACGUCGUUGCGGGAACAUUGGGCUAACUUCCCUGCAUCUAUAGCGUGGCUGAUACAGCAGAGCGUCCAUCUCAUCAAACAACACUCGCGAAUACCAGAGAGCGAGCUGCACGGCGUAUGCACGGAUCUCGUGCUCAACCACUUCAUCUGCCCCGCGAUCCUGAAUCCCGAGGCGCACGGCGUGGUCGAUGCGCCCGUGUCGUACAUAGCGCGCACUAAUCUCAUGCAGAUCGCGCAAAUUCUGCAGGUUCUGUGCCUCAGCAAGCACAAUGAGGUGGACUCUAAACUGACGGACCUGUACUCGCUGUUCCCCCGCUCGUGCGUGUGGGCGCUGGUGGACGGCGUGUGCGGGGACGCGCUGGCGCCCCGCGCGCCCGCGCCCCCCGCCGACGCGGCCGCCCCCCGCACCGACGCGCCGUGCGCGCCCGCCACCGCGCUCUACUCGCACCAGGACCUGCAUCACCUUAUAACAUUCCUGAAGCGAAUAUCCUCAAAGCUGAACAACAAUACGCCGAGCGUGACGUCAGAGGAGAUGUCCAGCGGCUCGGGGCCCGCCGACGCUACUGCUUAUAGCAGUGAAUCUGGCAGCGACACAUCCACCUCAGACGCCUGCGCGUCCAGCCUGGCAGCCCUCCUCCAGACCAUGGAGCCCAACUACCGCAGCAGGCUGCACGACCUGCUCAGGAAGAUGCCGGACUUGAGCAAGCCGAGACAAUCUCCGCCUCAACCCGCAGACGCGGCAGAGACGCAAAAGAAGAGUAUUCUGGCGAAAGUGCCUAAACCUCGGUUGCCUCGCAGCGGCAGUUCGAACACGUCACUCGCGACCGACACCCCGGAACCCGAACCCGAGGUGUACGUCAUACAGAUGGCUCGUCAGGAUGAGAGCGACUACGUCGGUCUGGUGCCCGAGUCGAAGGUGCUUGAGUGUUACUGCGGGGGCUCGGAGGGCGACGCGGAGGACGCGGGCUCCGCGCUGGCGGCCGCUCCAGGCGCCCCCGUGCAGAAACGGACGAGAUUUUCAGUGUCUCACGAUGAGGUGUCGUUAGGCAACACGUCGGAUAACUUGGAAGCAGUGUCGGAGGCAGCCUCCAACCACAGCGUGACUUCCAGCUUGGAGCUGGAGACGGAAGACCAGAACGAUAAUCUGUCCGAUAUGGUAUCGGCCAACGUUAGCGGCCGCGGCAGCCCCAACAUCUCUGGUCGUGAGACGCCAUCUUCCCAAGUCACAGACGGAGACGCGGCGGGCGAGCCGGCUAGACGGUUGCCGCAAAACGUGCCCGUCAGCCAGGCGAACAGCGCGCAGGCCAAGCUGCUCAAGCAAACCAGGAACGAUAUAGAGGACAAGUUCUGCAAAUUCGAGAUCAAGAAACUCCUGGAAGGCGACGAAACUGUCAGCAUUAUGUCUGACACGUGGAGCACUGACGUGCUUGCUUCUGACUCGGAGACCAUCGGCGACACCUGCGACCACACGCUGGUCGCCGUUAAUCAAAACGUAGUGGCGAACACGAAUGCGCCGGACGUGUCCGAAACGGCGAGCGAGUCCGCGUGGUCUAUGGACGUUCUCGCGUCGGACAGCGAUCGAAACACAGAGGUGGACACGGACGACUGCGUGUCGGUCGCGGCACGUUCAGACACGUCUUGGCCGCGGAGGCUUUCGCAGCAGGAGGAACAGGUGGCGAUCAAACAAAAUCAGCAGAACGGCGCGUACAAAAAAGCAGAAGUGAGCAACAGUCCGAAGCAUACGCCGCGUCCCUACCAACCGAACAGGUCCGGCAGCGGAUACCUAAGCGCCACAGCGCAACUAUCGCGCGGCGCGGAGCUGGACCUAGUUUCCACCGCCGCACCCAUGUACCCAGAGAACAGGAAAAGCAUACUCGUCAAUGGAUAUCCCGUGAUGACUUGCUACGCGACGUCGGCGCCCGAGAGCCCCGGGGCCGCCGCGCCGGCGCCCCUGCCCAACUUAUUCGACUACAAUCCGCAGAACGGCGAAUCCAGCCAAUCAGAGUCCACGCUGGAAGGCGCGGCCAACAGCCAGUCAGACGCGACCAGCCAAUGGGUGGACGACUCGUUCCCCCCUCCCCACCACUCGUCCAAGCGGCCAUUCCCCCUCUGCAAGUACGACAUGCCCAGCACGUCCAAGACUUACGAUGAAAACGAUAUUAUGGACAGAUCUCUAAACUCCAGCGAGAGCUCUUUCAACGCUCUCUCCGUCUCCCAAUACGACCGCCGCUUCGACUCUGGCAUCGACACGGAACGCAACGAGGACCGUUCGGCCAUCACCGACCUUAUGACCAGGAUGUCGUCCGCCACCAUAUCCACCUCUGCGAACCUGGUCAACAAUGUGUCUAGGAUUGUGAAAUCGGAGAUACGGACCAGUAUAGUCAGCAUAUCGUCUUCCAGGAUCGAAAAGAAGCGCGAUACAUCGAACAUGUCCCUAAGCACGCUGUCAGUCAACAGCGAAACGUCAGUGUCCGACCGCAGUUCGAGCCAAGACGUCAACUCCGAGAACGUGACGGAGCGGCGAGUCAGCCCCCCGGCCGUCAAACCCGCGUCCACCGGAGCCAUACCUAAAAGUAUCAGCUUCGAUGCUACCGCUGAAAAGAGUCAAAGACGGCGCAUAACCGAAGACAGUCUCGUGGGAAACCUGGACGAGUUGAAAAACAACGUGAAACGCUCUGGCGGCAACCUGCUGCACAAGAUCAAGAUGUUCAGCCGGCCCAAGGGCCGCUCGCACCAGCACCCGAACGACAUAAAACUAGCCGAAGAAGAAGCGCUCCGCGAGGACGCUCCGCGCGCCGAGCCCGCCGAGAGCUCCGACGACAUCCUCGCCAAGUACCGGCGCAAGAGCUCCGGGGACUCGCGGCGACGGGGACAGCGGCGCGUGUCCGACGUGCCCGACAUCGCGGACAGAUGCGAAGGAGUACUGGACCUCAACGACCCCGAGGUGUUUAACAGCAUGAAGAAGAAACUGCGACUCGUGCUCUCCAACCCUGAACUGUUGUGUACAGAAUACGUGCCCAAUCGCUGCACAAGCACAUCCCUAGUGGAGUGGAUGCGAGCCGCCGCCGCGGCCGCCUCCGAAACCGGCGCGUCCGCUCAAGCGGCAGAAGUGGCUCGAGCCUUAGCGGCGUCGGGCGCUCGCUGCGAGCGACUAGCGGCAGCUUUGCGGGCAGAUCUAGAUGCAAGACGGCCGUAUGCCAAGUACUUGGCUAGCUGCCGGGCUGCGUUGACGCAUACGCUUCACGCUCUCAGACGACAAACCAACCAAGUCCGCGCAGAAUGUUCGGCGUGCGCGCGCGCCGCCGCGGCCGCGCGGGUGCUGCAGCAGCUGGAGCGCGGCAACUCGCUGCGGCGGCUGGCGCGCCACCACUCCGCUCACAACAACCACGCCACCGUCAAUGGAGGAGAGCUGAUGGACGAGAAGGCGAAAAGAUUGAUGGCGAAUAUUAAAACCCUCAUCGCCGAAGUCAAGGCGGAUCCCUCAUGGGAAGGAGCGCCGGCAACAUCAAUAGAAGUGCUGGAGUUGACCGUCGAGCGCGCCGCGUUCGCACGUCUCUACCUGAACGUGCUCUUUCCUAUCGGCGAGGGCGAUUACGGCCGCGACCAAGUGGUGUCGGAGCACAUACGUCGGCUCGGCGCGGGCAUGACGGCGUCGCGGGCGGGCGUGAGCGCGCGCCACCUGUGGGCGGCGCCGUACGCGCGCGCGCAACUGCUGCUCACACAACUGCCCGUCUACCGGACCCCGAGGGACAAGCUGCAAUGCGUCAUGCGGUGCGUCACAUGCGUCAUGGCAGUGCUCGGGCUCACCGAGGGCUCAGCGCCGUCCGCUGACGACCUCACGCCUGUCCUCGUGUUCAUUAUACUCAAGGUCAACCCCCCCUCCCUUCUCUCGACGAUCGAUUUCGUCAACACGCUGGGCGGCGCGGCGCUACAGGGCCCUGCACUCUACUGGUGGACGCACUUCUGUUCCGCCGUCGCGUACAUCAAGACCAUGGAGUACGGGGACUCCUAGCCCGCUGUGCGGCCCCAGAAUGGGCGUGGGAAGAAGUCAGAAAAGCAGUGGUAUUCCGUGUUUCGUAAAAAAAGACAUCACACUAUAUGAUUUUUAUAGCAACGUUUGGUUACUCGCAAUAGUGACACAAUUUAUGUACUCUGGCCACAUACGACGGUCGAAUGCAUGUGCAAAUGACGGUUUUGUAUCAAGUUAUAUAUUUUGAAUUUUAGUUACAAGAUCAUGAGAUGCUUCAGCAUAUACGGGCGUGUGCACACCGGAUGCGUUUGCGUAGACGCGCGCGCGCGUUGUAAUAUACAGAUCCUAUGAGAGACGGCACACCGUCUGCGCACACGUAUUUAGCCGAUGUGCUCUGGCCUUAGCACGUUAGGUCACCACACAUUGGCGGCCCCAUACUACAGAUUAGAGACGGGUAGUUGUUUAGCCGGAUACCGGAUGAAGAAUAGAAUAGAAUAAAACUUCAUUUUAUAUAAUUUAAGUUACAGAAUUAUGUUCGGCCUGACCAUCGACCGAAUAUUCGGUACGCGACCGCCGAAUAUUCGGCCGGUGGAACUAUACAUACAUUUUGGUUUUUCAUCCGCAUUGUGCAGGUUUAAAAGGUCUAAAAAUUUAAUAAUGCCUGUGUGGUGAACCCUUUAGGCGUAAAUUAUUUAAAAAAAGCACUACAUCAUACACAUCACAAGUACAUCCGUUGGAGCUAGCGUAAGUAGACCAGAGUACUAUUGUGUACCAUUUUAGUGCACUCAAGUGUAAUGAAAUAAGAAGUGAUGAUUCGGUAACUGGGACGACAGCUGCAUUUAACCGAUUUUUAACUAUAAAUGGUUUUGCUUAUGUUUGAUGACUAAUUAAUGUAAGUGUAACCAAUAUUUUAUUAUGUUAUUAUGUUUUGUGAAUUAAUAUGAAAUCAUUAUUUAUGUUAUGCCUAAAUCAAUAAACACCAUUUUAAAAAAGUAUAUGUGUGUAAUCUUUACGCGCGAUUCAAGUAAAACUUGCUACUACGCUAUGUUGGCACUUUGAAGUGUUUCCCAUUGUGCGUGUGUCACUACUGAGCAUUACUUCCGUCAGAAAAAAACUGAGUUACCCUCUAGUCGCGCCUAAAGAAGUUUUAGAAUGUAAAUUAAAUUGAUAGGUAAAAACCAAUAAAUCAAAGAAUUAUUUUACUGUUAUAAAUCAAAUCUAUUUAAUUUCGUGCCAGUUUCCAUGUCGUCACAUGAGAGCGGUCAAGAGCGAGAGAGGCGUACUCUCAUAACGGCACUCCCUCCCUCUCGCACUCUAGUAUUAAAACACCAUGUUGAACACGAAAUAAUAUGCUACGACUAAAAAGUUACAUUUUAUUUAACAAAUAUACCAUGGAGACUAUAUAAAGGAGCCGAAUCUCUAUGUAUGAAAAGUGUCCAUCAAAAAACAGUAAUUAGGCGGCGCCACCAUACACCGAAAUACUACCAAAAACAACCUACGUAAUUUGCUCGGGUUAUUUGUUGCCUUAUAUGGUUCAUGUUAUACUCAUGUCCCAGAGCCUAACUAGCGCCACCGGAGAGAUUAGGAACUAUUAUUUAAAGCUGACAGCGGUCACUUUUGCAACAAUUCUGCCAUAAGAGAUUGGCAUCCUUUCUAUACCAUCCAUAAAAUAUACGAAUAAUAAAAAUAUAAAAUGGCGGGCCGCCUUUGGCGACGAUAAAUAGUAAUAUAAUCAUCAAAUACCUAAACUCGAUAUACCUAAACCACGGAAUUCCUAAAAUCGAUAUACCUAAUGCAUGUAAUACCGAAAGUUCGAUAUACCUAAUGGACGAGAUCCUUAACUUUAUUUACGUAUUAAACGAAAUACCUAAAACUAAACGUUAACGACCAAUUGUGGUUUCAGUUAUGUUACUUAGAUACCUUCGUUCAUUAG
Cydia strobilella is the source of this 6718-nucleotide messenger RNA. It is a transcript of the gene Gapvd1, whose product is annotated as receptor-mediated endocytosis protein 6 homolog. The record is from RefSeq and is a predicted model, not a curated record. Bases 7 to 4827 code for a protein of 1606 amino acids. The transcript is spliced from 33 exons. Gene Ontology annotation, cellular component: endocytic vesicle; cytosol. Gene Ontology annotation, molecular function: small GTPase binding; guanyl-nucleotide exchange factor activity. Lineage: Eukaryota; Metazoa; Arthropoda; Insecta; Lepidoptera; Tortricidae. Gene Ontology annotation, biological process: vesicle-mediated transport; regulation of GTPase activity.